Heterocephalus glaber (naked mole-rat) is the source of this 3811-nucleotide messenger RNA. The record is from RefSeq and is a predicted model, not a curated record. Lineage: Eukaryota; Metazoa; Chordata; Mammalia; Rodentia; Bathyergidae.
CCGUCCGGCGCCGCGGGCGCGUCUCAGCAGCGCCCACUGCCACAGCCCGGGCCGCAGGUGCCGCCCCCCCAACACACUGCGUCCCGCCCUAGCUCAUCCGCGUUUGCCGUCGGACGGUGCGUGCGUGCGCCUCGUCCGUCCGCGUGUGUGGCCGAGCGCCCCCUUCCUCUGCGGCCAUGAGUCCGCCGCCGCCGCCGCCGCCUCCGACCCCGGCCCCAGACCCCACUAUAGACUCCGCCGCAGACCCCUGCCCCGGGUCAGGAUCUCUGGCUGUCCUAUUCGGGGCUACGGCCGGUGCGCUGGGGCCGGAGCUGGGUUCCGAUGAGACCGACUUAAUCCUCCUAGUAUGGCAAGUGGUGGAGCCGCGAAGCCGCCAGGUGGGGACGCUGCACAAAUCGCUGGUACGAGCCGAGGCGGCUGCACUGAGUCCGCAGUGCCGCGAGGCGAGCGGCCUGAGCGCGGACAGCCUGGCCCGGGCCGAGUCGCUGGACAAGGUGCUUCAGCAGUUCUCACAACUGGUGAACAGGGAUGUGGCUCUGCUGGGCGGAGGCCCCUAUGUGCUCUGCACUGAUGGGCAGCAGCUGUUGCGACAGGUCCUGCAUCCUGAGGCCUCCAGGAAGAAUCUGGUGCUCCCCGACACCUUCUUCUCCUUCUACGACCUCCGCAGAGAGUUCCAUAUGCAGCACCCGAGCACCUGCUCUGCCAGGGACCUCACCGUGGCCACUAUGGCACAGGACUUGGGACUAGAGACAGAUGCCACAGAGGAUGACUUUGGGGUCUGGGAAGUGAAGACAAUGGUGGCUGUCAUCCUCCACCUGCUUGAAGGACCCAGUGGUCAAUUGUUUUCGAAGCCCGAGGUGGUAAAGCAGAAAUAUGAGACAGGGCCUUGCAGCAAGGCUGAUGUGGUGGAAAGUGAGACUGUGGUACGGGCCCGUGGGCUGCCCUGGCAGUCAUCAGACCAGGAUGUGGCUCGCUUCUUCAAAGGGCUGAACAUUGCCAGGGGUGGUGUAGCACUCUGCCUCAACGCCCAGGGCCGAAGAAAUGGUGAGGCCCUCAUCCGCUUCACCGACAGGGAGCAGCGGGACCUAGCACUGCAAAGACACAAGCACCACAUGGGUGUCCGCUAUAUUGAGGUCUAUAAAGCAACAGGGGAGGAGUUUGUGAAGAUUGCAGGGGGCACAUCACUAGAGGUAGCUCGUUUCCUGUCACGGGAAGACCAAGUGAUCCUAAGGCUGCGGGGACUGCCCUUCUCAGCUGGGCCAGCAGAUGUGCUAAGCUUCCUGGGGCCAGAGUGCCCAGUGACUGGGGGUGCUGAUGGGCUGCUCUUUGUGCGCCACCCUGAUGGCAGGCCAACUGGUGAUGCCUUUGCCCUCUUUGCCUGUGAGGAGUUGGCACAGGCUGCACUGCGAAGGCACAAGGGCAUGCUGGGUAAGCGAUACAUUGAACUCUUCCGGAGCACUGCAGCUGAGGUACAGCAGGUCCUGAACCGCUAUGCAUCCAGCCCACUCCUUCCCACAUUGACAGCUCCACUGCUGCCCAUCCCUUUCCCACUGGCAGCUGGGACUGGGAGGGACUGUGUGCGCCUUCGAGGCUUGCCUUACACAGCCACCAUUGAAGAUAUUCUGAGCUUUUUGGGGGAGGCGGCAGCUGACAUACGGCCCCAUGGUGUACACAUGGUGCUCAACCAGCAGGGCCGUCCGUCCGGCGAUGCUUUCAUCCAGAUGACAUCGGCAGAGCGGGCCCUAGCUGCUGCUCAGCGUUGCCACAAGAAGAUGAUGAAGGAGCGCUAUGUGGAGGUGGUCUCCUGUUCUACAGAGGACAUGAGCCGUGUACUGAUGGGGGGAACCUUGAGCCGCAGUGGCAUGUCCCCUCCACCCUGCAAGCUGCCCUGCCUCUCACCACCCACCUACGCCACCUUCCAGGCCACCCCAACCCUCAUUCCCACUGAGACGGCGGCUCUGUAUCCUACUUCAGCACUGCUCCCAACUGCCAGGGUGCCUGCUGCCCCCACCCCUGUUGCCUACUACCCAGGGCCAGCCACUCAACUCUACAUGAACUACACAGCCUACUACCCCAGCCCCCCAGUCUCCCCUACCACCGUGGGCUACCUUGCAACACCCCCUACUGCCCUGGGCUCUACUUCCACCUCAAUGUUGUCUCAGCCAGGAGCCUUGAUCCGAAUGCAGGGUGUCCCUUACACAGCUGGCAUGAAGGAUCUGCUCAGUGUCUUCCAGGCCUACCAGCUGGCCCCUGAUGAUUACACCACUCUGAUGCCUGUUGGUGAUCCACCUCGCCCUGUGUUACAAGCCCCCAAGGAGUGGGUGUGUUUGUAGGCCAGAGGUGGAGGAAUGCCACUCUCCCCACAAAUGCUGAGUCCAACCCUGGCACCGGUCCUGAAGGCGAAAGAGUUGGAAACUCAAGGCCUAAAAGAGAAACAUGCUGAGAAAUUGGUGGCGGACACAAGGCUGCAGUAAGCACUGUCAGAGCCGAUCAGAUCUUCCUCAAUCCAGGGACUCAGGACUCAGUUUACAGCAGGGCCAAAAAGCCAAAAUUAUGAGCAAGCAUACAACUCCUGUUCAAGUCAUCUGUGAUCACAUAUCCUUUCCAAGAGCAGUAACUUCAGAGAUACUCCAGGCUGCCAUGAAACACACCUUUUUCAAUUCAUAUUUUAUUGUUUAAAGUUUUAAAACAAUAAAUGGAUAAAAAAAAGCAGAUAAAAAAUGAAAAUGGUGUUUUAUCAACAUAAAUGGUUUCCUGUUCUUUUUGUUUUGUUUCUUUUUGGAGACAGGGUCUCACUAUGCAGUUUAGGCUAUGUAGCCCAGGCUACAUAGCAACUCAUGGCAAUCCUCCUGCCUCAGCCUCCUGAAUGCUGGGAUCACAGGUGUGCGCCAUUGUGCCCAUUUUUUUUUUUUUUUUUUAAAGACAGAAUCUUGCUAUGUAGUCAACACCAGUGCUAAUAGAUUACAUAGGUCACAGCAUCUGGCCCACUUCUGGCAGCUGCCAGUUUUAAGUUUCUCCUACCCCAACAGCUGGAUUAGUCUGGCACCACAACAAAAGUAGAAUCAUAACUAUCAGCAAUAUUUGCUGUUUUAAAAAAUGAACUUUUUAAUCUAAGAAAUGUUUGAUGCAUCAGUCUGUUGAAAUGCUAUUUCUGGACAUAAGAAUAAGAUGUUUGAGUCAGGCAAGUGACACACUCCUGUAAUGCCAGCACUCUGUAGGCUGAGGCAAGAGGGUUGUCAUGAGUUUAAAACCAGCCUGGGCUACAUAGUUCAAGGUUAGCCUGACAUAACACAGUGAGACCCUAUCUCAGAAAACAAACACAAAACAAAACAUACCAAAAAGGUAAAUUUUUUUUUUGGUACGGGGGAUCAAACUCAGGACCUUUCACUUACAAGGCAGGCGUGGCACCACUGAGCUAAAUCCCUGGCCCAAAAAAUGUAAAAUUCGUUCUCCGGGUAAACAAUUUUAUGGAGAUAUUCCUUUUUGAAAAUGAAAGUAUAUGUAGAUGCAAUUAUUUUCUGAACUGCAAUUGAAAUGAAAAGACAAAUUUAUAGUGGAAAGAAAUACUAACUAAAUGAUUUUUAUUUAUUUAUUUUUUUGGUACCGGGGAUCGAACUCGGGUCUUUGAGCUUUCAAGGCAGGCGGUGGAACCACUGAGCUAAAUCCUCAGCCCUAAAAUGAUUUUUAAAUGUAUGAGAAAUCCAGUAUUACUUUAUGGUUUAUUACUCUGUAAGUUUUGCUUAUAUUUAGCUUCAGGUUGAUAGCGAAAAAGGUCCUGAGUUUGAUCCCUGGUACCAAAAAAAAAAAAAAA